AUGGCGCACACCGUCGAUGUCCUGAUAAUUGGCGCCGGCAUUGCUGGCCUUACCGCAGCUAUGCGUCUGAAACAGGCAAAUAUUGAUAACAUUCUGGUUCUCGAGGCAAGAGACCGGAUUGGCGGUCGUGUUGCGACUACCAUGUUUCGAGGCGUCGAGCUCUCCAUCGGCCCCAUGUACGUCCACGGGGAGGCCAAUAAUCCAGUGGCCCAGCUAGUGAAACAGUUGAAGUUGCCGGUUCACCCAUCAGAUUACUCCACAUUCGGAGCAAAGUCCUGUGUUGCUCGACUUGCCUCUUCUGGUGAGGAGGUCGCCUCGCAGUUGGGUGCUGUGAUUGCUAAGCAUGAAGAAGCCCUGCACCGGUUGUCCACCUUACCUAUCCCUCCAUCGGACAAAACAAAAGCGGCGGCUAUGACUGCCUGUGGUUGGAAACCGACUUCCCACUUGGAGCGAGCAUACGACGGCAUGCGUAGCGACCUCUACAAUGGUCUUCCCUCACAUUACGCAUCUGCCUACGCUGACCAAGUCUGCUGUAUCUUUGGGGAUGAGGAGGACACCGAGUAUGUUCUGUCUCAGGGUGAUGGCUAUCGGUGUAUCGUCGAGCACCUGGCUGCAAAGGCCGAUCUCCUUAAUAAAUCCAAGAAACUGGCCCUUUCAACAGUAAUCGACAAAGUC
This is a messenger RNA of Dibothriocephalus latus, 675 nucleotides long. NCBI's taxonomy places the organism in Eukaryota, Metazoa, Platyhelminthes, Cestoda, Diphyllobothriidea, Diphyllobothriidae. The record is from the annotation of a GenBank genome assembly.